AUGUUCAACCCGCGGUUCCUGGUCGUCAGCCUAGGUAACCCGCUCCCAAAAUACGAGAGCCUGCAUUCGGCUGGCCACUUUGCCCUCAAAGGCCUCGCCAAGGUUCUUCGGCAGCACGCCUUCACCGAGGUGACCCUGGGACGCCAAAAGUGCCUGGUGUCUCAGGGGCCAAAAUAUACUCUCGUUCAGUCUCCAACCUUGAUGAACGUCUCUGGGCCAUUUGUGGCGCGGAUAUGGCAGGAAAUGGCCAGGCAAACAGACCCGGCCUCGCUGAGCCUUGUCAUCGUGCAUGACGAGUUGGAAAAGGACUUGGGCGUGGUGCGGCUUACACCCUGGGAUCGCAGCCCCCGAGGCCACAAUGGAAUCAAGAGCGUCAAGAAGUCUCUAUCCCAGGACAAGUAUCCGCAGUCACCUUUUGCGCGUAUAGCUGUGGGCAUCGGGCGGCCCGAAGCCAGAGAUGCGGCCACAGUCAGCAACUACGUCUUGGCCAAGAUGUCGUCGGAUCAGAGGACAACCCUGGAGGAGACGGCGCCAUUUGACGUCGCCAAGCGUCUCGUCGAGUUGGAAGCCGAGUGGAGGGCCCAGGUUGAAGGUUGA
This is a messenger RNA of Purpureocillium lilacinum, 597 nucleotides long. Its product is annotated as aminoacyl-tRNA hydrolase. The record is from RefSeq and is a predicted model, not a curated record. Gene Ontology annotation, molecular function: peptidyl-tRNA hydrolase activity. NCBI's taxonomy places the organism in Eukaryota, Fungi, Ascomycota, Sordariomycetes, Hypocreales, Ophiocordycipitaceae.